This is a messenger RNA of Pogona vitticeps (central bearded dragon), 3405 nucleotides long. Lineage: Eukaryota; Metazoa; Chordata; Lepidosauria; Squamata; Agamidae. The record is from RefSeq and is a predicted model, not a curated record.
AUGUGUGAAGGUGAAAACAUGCCAGGUCCUGGAUCAGGUGUUCCUGACGAGGAAGAAGUGCAAACCCCAACUGUAAACUGGGGAGCCUGGAGAACCAAGCCUAACUUAGGCUUGAUAGGCAUUUCUAAAAAACUUCUGUCUGCUGAGCCAAACUUCGUCGCUCUGUGUGAUGCUUUACGGGUAACAGACAGCGUAAGAGUGGCAGCUUUGAAGUCCUAUGAAAAAGUGUCUAUGGAUAGAGCUGUAGAGGGCCAUAUUAAAGAAUUGUGUGGGAUCUGUAUUUUUUCAGCAGCAGUAGACUUGGACGAGGUGACUUUCACAUUUACAGAACUUCUGAAAUGUUUAAAUAUUAGUGUGUGCACAUUUAUGUACUUGGUUAAAGAAAUGGAUGUCAACAUGGACACACUUAGUACCAAAGUGGAUAGCGCUACCUCACGGCUAAAGAAAAAAUAUGAUGUACUGUUGGCACUCUAUCAAAGGUUUGAAAGGACUUGUGAACUUAUCUUUGAUGACCAGCCUACUGAUCAAACAUGUGUGGACCUAACACCCCCAUUAGUUCUAAAGCUAUGCUGGACCAUGUUUCUUUUGGCAAAAGGAAAAAUUCUGCAGAUGGAAGACGAUUUGGUUAUCUCCUUCCAGUUGCUAUUAUGUGUUCUUGACUAUUUUAUCAUACAGUUGCCUCCUCCAGUACUUAAGGAACCAUACAAAUCUCUGAAUGUGGGAUCUGGUGAUGGGUCAGUUCGAACAUGUAGACGAGGUCAGAACAGGAACAUACAUACAACAAAAGCAGAUGCAGAGAUAAAAGUUAUUGAAGAACUUUGUAAAGAACACGAUUGUAAUUUGGAUGAGGUGAAAAAUAUUUACUUCACUAGUUUUAUUCCGUUCUUGAAUUCGAUAGGCAUUACAUCUUCCAGCAGACUCCCAGAGGCUGAGAAUAUAUCAUGCAUAUACGAAGAAAUGUAUCUGCAGAACAAGGAUAUUGAUGCCCGAUUGUUUCUGGAAAAAGAUGAAACUUUACAAUAUGAUCGCACAGAAUGUUUACAGUUAGAGAGAACACCAACAAAAGAUUCAGAUGAAGAUUUUUGCACUGUACUUCCACAGACCCCUGUUCGGGCUGCAAUGAAUACUAUUCAACAGCUAAUGGUGGUUUUAAACUCUGCAAGUGAUAAACCAUCAGAGAAUCUUGUCUCCUACUUUAAUAAUUGCACAGUAAAUCCUAUGCCAGAAAUAUUAGAAAGCGUAGAAAAUCUGGGUUGUGUCUUCAAAGAAAAAUUUGCUGAAGCAGUUGGACAAGGAUGUGCUGAGAUUGGAUUGCAGAGGUAUAGACUUGGUGUGCGGUUAUACUACAGAGUGAUGGAAUCUAUCUUAAAGUCGGAAGAAAAACGGCUAUCAAUUCAUAAUUUUAGCAAACUUCUGAAUAACAAGAUAUUUCAUACAUCGCUGCUGGCCUGUUCUCUUGAAGUUGUCAUGGCUACAUAUGGUACCUCAAGGAGUGCUUCACAACUUGAUAAUGCAAAUAUGGAAAGAGACUUGUCUUUCCCAUGGAUCAUCAAUGUACUCAACCUAAAAGCCUUUGACUUAUACAAAGUUAUUGAAAGCUUCAUUAAAGCGGAACCAAGCCUGACAAGAGAGAUGAUAAAACACUUAGAAUGCUGUGAACACCAAAUUAUGGAAUCCCUUGCAUGGCAAUCAGAUUCCCCAUUAUUUGAGCUUCUAAAACAGUCGAAGGAGCGAGAGGGGCAAGUUGAUGAGCCUGAACCGACCAAUUAUUUUGCUCAGCCUCUUCAGCAUAACCACACUGCUGCAGACCUGUAUCUCUCCCCAACGAAAUCUCCAAAGAAAAAAGUUUCUUCCACUCCAGUCUAUUCCUCUCCAGAUUCUCAGCCUGCACUGGCAAUUCAGUCUCAGAAAAUAUAUAAAUCUACCUCUUUGUCAUUGUUUUACAAAAAAGUGUAUUGGCUGGCUUAUACACGACUGAACAACUUAUGCUUGCGUCUCCUUCCUGACCAUCCUGAACUCAAACAUUUGAUAUGGACACUCUUUCAUCACACACUCCAAAAUGAGUAUGAACUUAUGAAAGACAGGCACUUAGAUCAGAUUAUGAUGUGUGCCAUGUAUGGCAUAUGUAAAGUGAAGAACAUUGAUCUCAGGUUUAAAACAAUUGUGACAGCGUAUAAGGAGCUCACUAGCACUAAUCAAGAGACUUUCAAGUGUGUUUUGAUCAGAGAAAGACAAUACGAUUCCAUUAUAGUUUUCUACAAUUUGGUGUUCAUGCAGAGACUGAAAACUAAUAUUUUGCAAUAUGCUUCCAACAGGCCUCCAACAUUGUCACCCAUUCCACAUAUUCCUAAGAGCCCUUACAAGUUUUCUAAUUCUCCUUUGCGUGUCUCUGCGGGAAAUAACAUUUAUAUCUCACCUUUGAAGAGUCCCUACAAAUUUUCUGAAGGAUUAUCAUCACCCACCAAAAUGACGCCAAGAACAAGAAUAUUGGUUUCAAUAGGUGAAUCCUUUGGGACAUCUGAGAAGUUUCAGAAAAUAAACCAGAUGGUGUGUACUAAUGAUCGUCAGUUGAAACGUGGAGCUGAAGUAAGCAUAGCUCCCAAACCUCUGAAGAGACUGCGUUUUGAUACAGAAGGACAGGAUGAAGCAGAUGGAAGGGAGCACCUUUCUGGAGAGUCAAAGUUCCAACAGAAGCUUGCGGAAAUGACAUCUACUCGGACCCGAAUACAAAACCAGAAACUCGCUGAUGGAACUGACACUUCAACAAAUGGCUAGAAGUGAAUGGCCAUUCAGACCCAAUUACAUACACUGCAUGCUUUGUUGAUUUCUGCUGUUACCUUCAGCUUGUCCAGUAUCCAAUUUGGAUGUUUUCGGUGUUUUAUACCAUAGGAUGCAGCAUGUAUGCUAUGUUAGCUAGUGAAUUGUUAAUUUAUAUAGAUUAGUUUUUAAAGGCAACAUUGCUUUGCUUCCCUGUGCAGCAUUUUUGUUUGAUACUAUUUCAUUCUACUUAAUACCGAUCUCCUUUGUUUAAAACAAAGAAAUUUAAAAAUUAAGUAGUAGUGCUUGCACUAAUGAGGUGGUAUAUAAAUCAAAUGAAGAAAUUAAUUAGUGAAAAUGCACUAGUGUUUUGUUACAAGAUUAAUAUUAGAUGGAAUGCACUAUUUACUUAUAUUAUGCAUUAGACUUCCAACUCAUCAAGCAGGUUGCAAGUUUACAACUGCACAUGUCAUCAGAAUUGCCUUGCAGAACUAAGUCUGAUGUACACUAAAGUAUGAAUAUUGACCAUGAUUUGAAACUCAGUGGACUGAAUCUACAGUUGAGUUUAGUGCAACUGCAUUCAAUAGAGGCCAGAUCAAAUCCACUGUAUCACUAUGCUACUGAAAUAAAUCCCCUUUAUGAAACUGA